Anopheles moucheti is the source of this 7530-nucleotide messenger RNA. RefSeq lists its product as uncharacterized. The record is from RefSeq and is a predicted model, not a curated record. Lineage: Eukaryota; Metazoa; Arthropoda; Insecta; Diptera; Culicidae. The transcript has 6 exons. Bases 528 to 5483 code for a protein of 1651 amino acids. Gene Ontology annotation, molecular function: protein binding.
UCAAGUGAUUGUGAAGCUAGGAAUACGAAAACAUAGAAACAAAUAUUUGAAGAAUUUAGCGUAUCGCGAUAACAACGAAUUGUGUCGUUCAGCAAAGUGUGUGUAAAUUGGUAAAUAACUAUUGCAAGCAAUCAAGGCAACCCGGCCAAAUCUACGCAUUUUCGUAAACAUAUUCGGCGGUGAUACAAAGGAGUGCAAAAAACAACAACUUCAGCGUACGAAAAGACAGCGCGAGCCAGAAUCAAAUAUGGCCGUUCGUUCGUCAGCAUCCCCACUUCCAUCAUCGUUGUCGCUGCCUGUUCCAAUACUGGGGACAGUCAGGUCAUCGAUGCAGUAAAAGUUUCCCGGCGGACGGAACCGGAACAGUCCCCAGGGAGAAGGACGGCAAAGGAGAAGCCGCAACGUUAUUCAGGCAGAGUUUAAAAGAUGCCUCAAUGGUUUCUGGUAGUUCAAUGGAAUCAACGACUUUCGAGUAAUCAUCUGCACGACAGCGAUUCCUACUGCAAACUAUUGCCACCACAGUCAAGAUGCAUCUGCAUACGCAAGUCGUCUUGAUAUUAACCCAGCUGUUCCUCAUUGUACGCGUGACGGAUCAGACAAAAUGUGCCCUAACGUCCUCGUACGGUACCGUCUCGGUGAGCUAUUUCGCGACGUUACCGUCCGCGCUGGAAACGGACGCGGAAGACAUAGACGUCGAUGCCGACGUUGGUCGCCACCGGAUCGAUCUGACGCCGCUGGUGCCGACGGCGGACUCGCCGUCUCAAUCCGACUACCCAACCUACAAUGAUGACACCGAAGAUGUAAAUAGCUUUCUGAAGGUGCUGAGCUGUUCCGAUACGAGCUUGCGGGCGGUGAACGAGGAGUACCUGCGGCCGGUCGACUCGUACAAGGGCAUCCUGCUGGAGCGGGUCCCGGUCCAGAGCGUGGCCGCGGACCAUUUGGCGCUAAAGAACGAAAACUACCUGGAGAUAGUGCGCUGGCGCAACAGCAACGUGACCGAGCAGCAGGUGGCCUUGACAUUUGCCCGGGACGAGCGGAAGUUCAGCAACCUGCUGAUACUAGACCUAAGCGCAAACUUACUUAGCACGAUAAGGAGAGACCAUUUUAGCAGACUGGAGCGGCUGAAGCUGCUGCAGCUAUCCGCGAAUCAAUUACACAAUCUUCCGAGUGAUAUUUUCAAUGAUCUGUCAAGCCUGGUCGAGCUGGACCUGCACGGCAAUCGGCUGGGUGAGCUACCGCUGCACCUGUUCCGGCCGCUCGGCAAGCUGCGGGUGCUGAAUCUCGCGAACAAUACGAUCCAUGAUCUUCCGCGGAACAGUUUCGCCGGGCUGGGCAACCUGACAGAGCUGCAUCUCGCGCACAACCGGCUGUACGUGGUACCGUUCCAGGUGUUCAAAGAGCUGCGUUCGCUCGAAGUGCUCGACCUGUCGAGCAACAUGCUCGUCUCGUUUCUGGACAACUUUUUCCUGCUCAACAAGCAGCUGCGUGUGCUGCGGCUGAACGGUAACAUUAUCGAAAAGAUCUCCAAGAACGCGCUGUACGGGUUGCGGCGGCUGCAGUCGCUCGAUCUAUCCGGUAACAAGCUGGUUUUUAUCGAUCGGAACGCGUUCGAUACGCUGGACGAGCUUCGCUACCUAAAUGUAAAUCAAAACCAAAUCUACAUCCUGCCGUCGACCGUGUUCUCGGCGCUCCGGUCACUCCGUUCGCUGGAUCUGAGCAACAACCUGAUGCGUUCGCUGCCGAACUCGAUCUUCGCAAACCAGCGCGGCCUGGUCCGGCUACACCUGGACGCGACCAACCUGGAAUCGCUCAGCAACUGGGUGUCGCGCAACAAUCACACGGUGAACAAGGAAAUUCUGCGUAACCUCCGCUAUUUAUCCAUACGUAACAACACCCGACUGAAGGAGAUCGAAGCGUGCGUGUUCCGCAAUGUGCCGAACCUGGAAACGCUACUCCUGUCGAACAAUAGACUGACAAGCCUGCCGAAGGAAAUUGGCGAGCUGCGAAGGCUGCGCUACCUGGACGUUGGCAGCAACGACAUCAUGUACAUCCCGGAGCAAAUACGCACACUGCACGAGCUGCAGUACGCUAACUUCCUCGACAACGAUUACGGUUGUGAUUGCCACAUGUACUGGAUACUGAGCUGGAUCGAUGAACUGCAGGCGGAGAACAACACGCAGAAAAUCUACGACCUGUUGCGCCUGUCCGAGCUGAAGUGCCGCAACGGGUAUCCAGGUGAUAUUGUGCGCGUUCUGCAGCAUAUCAGCUGUUUCAAGCCGGAGCUGUUGCAAGCGUCCGAAAGCAGAAUGCACCUGCUCAAGUCCGACGCCGUGCUGGAGUGUGUAUUUACCGGGAAUCCACCGCCUGACAUAAUCUGGAUAACGCCCAAAAACGAGAUAUUGCGCCACAGCCAGGAGCAGGAUCAAAAAUCGCUAUUGUUUGAGUCGGAUGACGAUGCUGGCCAUGGUGGUGGCAAUCGGAAGUAUCAGCAAGCGGUCGAAUUUCAAAUGCUUACGAUGGACAACGUGACGGGCGAUGGGCUUCACGAAGGGAUAACGCUGCUUGAGAAUGGAUUUCUGAGGAUUCACAACAUUUCCAGGCGCGAUAGUGGACUGUACACGUGCUAUGCUAUUAAUAUCAUGGGCAAUGCCACGGCUGAUAUUCGUCUCUACAUCGAUCCAAUCGUGUUCUAUCGUGUCAAGAUAGGUAGCAUCAUUACCGGUGCAAUCUCGGCAGCCGCUUUCCUUGCACUGACGCUGAUCUUCCAAGGCAUUCGGCGCAUUUUCAUACGCUUCCGCAUCAUCGAUCUUAUCUGUCAGAACUGUUGCAGUUACUGUUACAAAAACGACAAAACAUCCUCGAAGGCGCGCCAGAUCUACGCCAUGCUCGAUAACAUCGAACACUACAAGAGCCAGCAGCUGGAGCGCUUACGCGACAACUACACGCAACAGGUGCAUCGCAUUAAGGACAACUGCGCGCAGCAGGUUGACUGGAUACAGGGCAGCUACUCGACGCAAGCGAAACAUCUGCGAGAAAUUCGUGACAUUGGAACACACCAUCUGACUACACUGCGCGAUCAGUACUACGAUCAGGUACGCCGUGUACGUGACUAUUCCACCGGUCAGCUGACCUGGGUACGGGAAAACUACGUGUUCCAGCGUAACAAGAUCCGAAAGUUCAGCGCCCACCAGGCGCUUCGAUUGCGCGAAGGUUACAAGUACCAACAGCAAACGCUCAACAAGGUGCUGGAAAAUUUGCCCAGUUUCUACUUCGAGAACUGCCGUGGUCGCAACGAAGAAGAUGAAGAUUUCGAUGGAUUCGAAGUUUAUCUGAAGGCAAAGAUCGAGAAGCUGUCGCAGAUGGAAGGCAACGAAAAUCCUCCAACGAAGGUGUUAAGUUCAGACUACGCGCUGAAGUAUCUCGAAAACUUCUCCACCAAGAGCGUCGACGAGAGCAAAGCGUCGGUGUACUUCACGCCGAACGAUGAUGAUCAUGCCAGCCCGGAACCGCAGAUUUCUCCCAUCCACAUCAAUUACAUUAACGGGCGGCACGCACUGGAGGAUGGUGAAGAUGACGAGGAGGGUAUGACGGCCAGCAAGCUGCCCUUCGGCGCGGCAUUGAUGGCCGCCGGAGAUACACCGAAAUCGUUUAAAUCCAUCAUCGGUGGUAGUGGCUCGAUCGGUGGAGCCGACAUUCCGUUGAAAUCGAUCAUCAAACCAACCACAAGGUUUAUGUACGAUAAGCAUCUCGGCAAAUAUCGCCUCUGCCAUCAGCAACCGAACCGUUUGAGUGGUGGUUAUGCGAACGAUGACGAUCUGCCCGUACCCGACCUUGGUGGCGGAAUACUCGGAAGCCCUCUGCUGAUGGAUGUCGGUGCGGUGAAUGGUGCCGGGUACGAUGGUGCUACGUCACUGCACUACAACGACGGACUGGACGGAGACUCUGCCGACGACGAUCAUCACAACUACAGCCUUAAGAACAAUCGGAAACAUCGACGCAAGAGGAAAAUUUUGCUCGGUUGCAAGGCUGCACCGCUGAACGGCAACAACGGUAGCGGUGGCGGUUCGGGAAGUGGUGGAUCCGGUUCAGCCAGUGCCUGCGAGUAUGAGACUCUGCUUAUGAAAAACUUAAGCCACGAUCCGCGCGAAUCACACUACAAAAUCAUACACAUCAACAAGCUGAAUAAUGGUGUGAGCAAUAGCAGCUACUUCGGUGGUAUGCUGAGUUCGGCGCCGUCGUGUGGUAGCGGCUGGAUGGCCGGACGUGCCGUUAGCCGCAGACACCAUCACCGACCGACGGCAGUUAUGUCAGCGGCGGCAGCGGCAGCUGUUACCACGUCGUCACUCGCCGGAGACAACGAUUAUCACUAUUCGCUGGAGGACAUGAUACAGGACAGCAAUCAGAAGAUACGGCAGUUGAUCUAUGACUCGAAGAUUGAUAUUAUGAAUGAGGUGAUCAAUACGGGAGCUACUGUUGGUGGAGAAACGAGACGGACGUCGGGUGGACGCGGGCGAAACAGUGCCAGCGGUGGGAACAAUAGCAAGAGCAUCAACAAUAUCGAUGGCGCAGGUAGUACUAGUGGAGGCGUCGCAAAUGGUGGCGGUGGUCCGGCAGGAGCACAGAGUAUGGUGGGUUUACCGCACGGUGGCAACAUUCCGGUGAACGAUGAGUAUGAUCUGUGUUGUAGCAGUAGCAGCAGCAGUCGUAACAACAGUUGCAGCACCAGCACCAAUGCAAGUCGCGACAGCUACAAGAAACCGCAUCGUACAGCUGACACGAUGGUAACGCUUGGUCGCGCGGCAGGCUCAUCGUCCGGAUCACCACCGACCGGUGCACCGACCACAGUGUCUCUCGCAAUGGCACAGAGCGGAUGUGGUGGGGCUGGAGGUGGCGCAGGAUCUAACAAUCACCAUCCGGUGAAGAAGAUCCACAAGCUUCAUUUCGAUUCCAGCACCAAUCGUAUCCAGCAGAGUACUAGCCUUCCGGAGAUCUACUUCGAUACGUUACCGCCACGCACAGUUUCGCCGGUUACUUCGGGCCGAAUGAACGGGACGACCUCGAUGGCGGAACCGGCCCCGGGGACGAUUUCCCCCAACCAGACCGGUUCAACCAUUUCGUCCACAUUUUCCAGCGCGUCCGGUUCAGUCGGUGGCGGAAAACUGGAGGAACCCCCGUUGGUGGGUGGUCCACUGGUACAACAGCAGCCAGCUAAAGUGCACGGUGGUAAACAUGUGAUUUUAGCAGUAGAAAACAAGGAAAGUGCCACCGGUGGUAGUAGUGUUGAGGCGCCGCUACCGAACAAAAGCUGGCAGUCGUCGACUGAACCGAAUGGCGGAACAGGUUGUGGCAGCUCAUCAAAGUCCUCGUCUCCAUCAUCGGUAUCAUCGUCCGUGUCCCCAUCACCACCAGCGUCGCCUAUCGAGUCAAAUAUCAAUGCUAAUGAUAAUAGUAGUAUUUGUAGCAGUACGAAAUGCAAGCAUUAGUGGUAGGAAAUGAUUGUAGGAGCGCACUCAGGAGCGCCGAGCAUUAGUUCGAAAUGUGGAUGUAUGUUUGUAUGUACGCGCAUCACACGCUCACACUAUUUCAUAUCGCAUCCAAGCAAGCUACGGAAAUAGGGGGUAGUAGCGUAACGCAUUUCAGAUGGAAGAUUUGAAUAUUCCUAUCAAAAACAAACAUUCUCCCAAACCGUACCAAACAAUGUGGGUCGCUUAAAGCGAAGGACCGGCCUUAAAGGAGACCCCAUUUGGCAACCGAAAUUGAAAGGGUACGAGGGUACACAAUAGAAACUCCCAAUCUCCAAGGCCGAUUCAGAAUGUCAUACGGAAGGAGAAGGAUCCGUUUGCUUGGAUGGACCUUAAAAAAAUCGAACAUACCACUCAAUCCCCUCUCAAUGAGAUCACACAUUAUUGCUUUGCAGCAUAUGGGGAUUGUGUUUGUUCAGUGAACAAGAUCCGUGGCGUGCAUGUGUGUGUGUUAGUGAGAAGAAAAAAAUGAAACAAAAGAGAGCGCUUUUAUAAACAAACGGAUCACAUAUUUUCAAGAUGGCGUGCAUCACUAAAAACAAAGAACAGAAUUUAAAUGCACAUAUAUCCAGACAACAAAAAAGGGGAAGAAACAAUGCUUCCUUAAAAAAAAACAAGAAUGUAUUGUUGUGCUCCUAACCCCCCUCCCACUCAAUGCCCACACAGCUACAUGCAAAUGCGACUGCGUGAAAGUGAAAGAUAAUACUAUCAUUAUUACUAUGAUUAUGAUUCUAUACAUAUACAUACCUAUAUAUACAUACAUAAAUAUAAAUAUACAUCUAUAUCUCUGUUUAUAAUAAACUAGGAAAAGAAGGGUUAAAAAAUGGCACACGACGGGGGUUAGAUGCGUGCUGAACGUGAUAGAAUUUCAAAUGGGAUCUGGGUUUAACAAAAUAUUAGAUUACAAAUUACACACUUUUCCUUGUGCGGACGAGAUGGGAACGUUACACUGGGUAAGGUUGAUAUGCAAAAAAAAAACAGGGAACGCCGGAGAGUAAGAAAGCUGUGCGCAGAGAGAGGUGGAAAAGUGGGAAAAGCGAAUGAGGGAAAAGGGAAAAAAGUCAAAAGGAUUAAGACAAGGCAGAAAGGCAGAUAUGUAUUAAAUCUUUUCAUAUUAAUUAGAACUCAUUUUAUCACUUACCAGGUGGACAAAUGCAGAUAAAAGGAAAACAAAACAGAGGUGAAGAAAUGAAGCAAAUUACUAGACAAACACCCACACACAAAUUGAAAUUCAUAUUCACCAAACUAUCAGGAAUGAUGAUGCGCUCGCGUGUAUACUUUAACUAUUUAACUCUUCCUUUGUUUCACAAGGUUAGAGUUGAAAAACAGAAGAAAGAAAGAAACGAAUGUGCAAGCAAAAUCUGUGCAGGGACACUGAAAUGAGAAAAUUUAACAAUUCUUAUUGAAAUUAAUUUUACAAACGGAUGCUAUAAACAGAAUCCUCUAAAACGCCCCUGGCACACCCCCAGGCGGGUUGGCUAAACAACAAAAUGCAAAACGAAAAGAAAACAUUUGUUACAAAAAAGAGAAGUUUUAGAAGCGGACGAAACAUUAAUGUUGCUAAAUAGUUCAUUAAUAAAGUAAUAACAGAGAGCACACAGAGAACAGAGGAAAAGAAUAAGGAAACAAACAAACAAACAAAACAGAUAGCGAAAAAAGCACACUAAAUCAAGUGAUGGUAAAUUGUUGAACUACGGAAAGCAAAAACAUACGGAUAACUAAACGAGUAACACAAAAUGGAAAUGUUAAGAAACACACGCAUCAGAAUUUGCACUGUUGAUGAGACUAGCAUAUGACCGUUACUAACUACCAUUACUACUACUACCACACUACCAAAAACUACUUCACUGACUGUGUGAAAAUAUGUUGGAAUAUUAUCAUUACUGCUGCUGAUUUGAUGAACGCGCAAGGACAUUCUUAAUUCCUGGCUGGAAAAACGGAAACAAGCGUGGGUGAAAGGAAAAAAAAACAAAAUGGCAAAAUGAUGGACAAUUAAAUAAAGCGUAAA